Molecule: messenger RNA, 1174 nt
Organism: Papilio xuthus (Asian swallowtail)
Lineage: Eukaryota; Metazoa; Arthropoda; Insecta; Lepidoptera; Papilionidae
Product: tetraspanin-9
Exons: 6
Coding region: 141-947 (268 amino acids)
Cellular component (GO): membrane
Source: RefSeq, a predicted model, not a curated record
UCAAAACAAGUCAUGAAUGACAUGAAUUAAUUACUUUAGGUAUUGCGAAGAUAGAAUUAGAAAAUAAUAUAAAAUACAGAAAAUUAAUCAUUGAUAACGAUAUAAAGCAUUUGUUACAAAAAUAUUGCAACAUCUCGAAAAUGAGAAGCAGUGGUUUAGUUUUGUUCGCUUGCGCUGGAUUACUGUUGAGUGGGGGCGCAAUAUUAGGUGGGUCUACAGCUUUCACCCUGCUGCGUAUGUCCUACUACUUCUGGACUACAGACCUGGGCGUCGAACUUGGUUCUAUCGUGCUGUUCAUCGCGGGUGCAUUCCUCUGUCUACCCUCAUGCUGGCUCGCUACAUUGGCACCGUAUCAUAGUAAAUCUGUAUCUAUUCUGGCAACGCUAAUGCUGUUGGUCACAACUUCAAUACUGUUGCUGUCGACGGGCAUGUCGGCCAUAACGGGUCUUUCGAAGGCAGUGCGGGAGCCGGGCGCGCUGAACGCCAGCAUGCUGCGUGCUAUGGCACAUGAGUCUGUUGACCCGGCUGUUCGGACCGCUUUCUCCGCUAUGCAGAUUGAGCUGAGAUGUUGCGGCGUGCAGUCAUAUGCAGACUGGUAUCAGCACCGCAGAGUGCUGCCACCAUCCUGCUGCGGACGAUUGUUGAAUGGCAAGAAUGGGGAGCAGUGCACCAGUCCGAUGCACGCAGGGGGCUGCCUGCGCCCUGCACUCACCGAGAUCAGGAUGUUCAUCAACUCCGUCUGCGUGCUUACCUCCGCCAUCAUCAUCGUCAUGGCUUCAACAUUAUUCACGGCGGCGUAUACAUUGGUGUCUAACGCAUUGGAGCGCAAGGAGUCGCGCGCGUUGAAGAUCGCUCAGCCCCUGCGCAUCGCCUGUCUGCAUCCGACCAUACCCACACCGGACAUGCAGCAAUCCAUUGCCAAUGUACCCAUCCCACCACAGAUUUAAAAAUUUCACAUAUAAAUUUUAACUUGUUAUUUUCUUCUCAUUGUAAUGUAUACAGUUGAGUUGCUAUAAUUUACUUUUCGUUUUAAGAAAUUGCAAUUCAAUUUAAAAGUACAAAUUUCAAUAAAUUAUGAUGUUUAGAUUUUCCUAUAAUUCUUAAGGUAUUUUUUAUAAAGUAUUAGUUAAAUUUAUCUUAUUAAGUUUCUUUUCUAGUCAAUAGUUUAAAUUUA